AUGGCCCCACCCCACCCUCGUCGCCCCAUAGCCAAAGACCGUUUCGCCGCCCUCUUCCCAACCCUCAAAGUCCAAACAUACCAAGACCCUACCUCUCGAGGCCCAGGCUCCCACACAAUCCGCACCAUCGCCUGGAACCCCACGGGCCACCUGAUAGCUACCGGCUCCGCAGAUCGCACGCUGCGGAUAUGGAAUCCCGAGAAGCCGCAGGUGAAGAAUAGUACGGAGUUGAGAGGGCACACGGGGGGGGUAGAGCGGGUUGCUUGGAAUCCCACGAAGGAGGCGGAGUUGGCGUCCGUGAGCAGUGAUGGCACGUGCAGGUUCUGGGAUGUGAGGAGUAAGACGUGCACAGCGACUGUGCAGCUAGGAGGGGAAGGAUUGACGAUCGCAUGGGCGGCGGAUGGGAGCGUGGUUAUGGUUGGGCGAAAGGACGAUACCCUCAUCCCCAUCACCAUCCACCCGGCCCCAACCGCCCAACCCUCUCACGCCCCAGCGCUCCAAACAAACCAAUGCACCUUCAACCACACCUCCCCGCCAACCCACCUCCUCCUCACCCGCGGCGACGGCUCCGUAACCAUAUCCUCCUACCCCACCCUCCAAACCCUCCACACGUUGCACGCCCACACCUCCUCCUGCCUCUCCCUCGCCCUCUCCCCCACCUCCCGCUACUUGGCAAUCGGCGGCUCGGACGCGCUGAUAUCCCUCUACGAUACGACAGACUGGGUCUGCAAGCGCACGCUGACGAAUCUGACCGGAGCGGUCAAGAGCGUGGGGUUUAGUUUCGAUGGGAGUUUUGUGGUGGGAGGGAGUGAUGAGGGGAAUGUGCUCGAGGUGGCGCAUACCGAGUCGGGCGAGUAUGUGGGGAAGGUGGACAUUGGGGCGAGCGGUGGGUGUGGGGUUGUGGCGUGGCAUCCCGGGAGGUAUUGGAUCGCUUGGGCAGGGGAAGGGGGUGGGUUGAAGAUUUUGGGGGCUGCUGGGGGACAGCUGUGA
This is a messenger RNA of Letharia lupina, 990 nucleotides long. RefSeq lists its product as uncharacterized. The transcript is spliced from 3 exons. NCBI's taxonomy places the organism in Eukaryota, Fungi, Ascomycota, Lecanoromycetes, Lecanorales, Parmeliaceae. Gene Ontology annotation, molecular function: protein binding. Gene Ontology annotation, cellular component: THO complex part of transcription export complex. Bases 1 to 990 code for a protein of 329 amino acids. Gene Ontology annotation, biological process: mRNA export from nucleus. The record is from RefSeq and is a predicted model, not a curated record.